Spodoptera litura is the source of this 5940-nucleotide messenger RNA. Lineage: Eukaryota; Metazoa; Arthropoda; Insecta; Lepidoptera; Noctuidae. The record is from RefSeq and is a predicted model, not a curated record.
GUUUCCUCAACGCAAAAUGUCAGUCUAGAAAAGUAAUAGGUUAUGUUGUCUAUAUUUAGUAAAAAUGUAAUUAGUAACAUAAAUUAGUAGUUCUGUUGGUUGAAAACCAAACAUGACAACUUCACCUACUAAAACGAAACAAAAAUUGUCACUGCGAAAACGUCUAUUUGUAAAAAAAUCGCCGAAAGUUGGCUGCUUCGUCGAUACAGAUUCCAAUGAUGAAUUCGCGCAGACUUCGUCUCGACCUAUCUCUCCUGCGGAUCCCUUCUUAGCUCAAAGUGCUCACAGUGCCGACCACAGCAUAGAAGCGUCAAACCAUCCAAACUCUUCUGCAGAACCACUAUAUAACAAUGUAAGUCAUUCUGCACCUAACUACCAUCACGAAGACGACACUAAUCCAAAGUGCUGUCGAACAUUCUUCAGACGAUCGCGUCCUAAAAGCCUCGUCGAUAAUCAGCUUACUAAAGACGAGGCUCGAUCAAUAACAGGUAGUCCAGAGAAUAAUUCUAACAGCAUAAGUGAUCAAACUAUCUGCUCGCAGACAAAAUCGGAAGAAAUACCCAAAGCUACAGUGAAGUUCCCUAAAAGUGAUGAUGCUAAGAAAUGCUUUGAACAUUCAGGAUCAUUUGAAGGAAUCAAACCAAAGAGUAAAUUAUUUGUUAAGAGAUUAUCAGCUGAUCAUUUGAUAUCUAAUGAGUCGAAGCCGCUGUACCGCGCCUCGUCGCCAGAGAGUGACCGAAGUAGCUCUUUAGAUCGAAAAAGAAGGACCAAGUCGACUAUAGCACGGUCGUCCUCGCGUGCUGGGAGCACUGACAGUUUAGCACGAAACUCGCUGCUUGCUGCACAGGUGCUGCGUCUCAUACCCACGCAGGAGGCACGAGAAAGAAACUACCUAUAUGGGCGUCUUGCAUCCCAUUCUCUUCUUGGAGCUGCUGAACUAGAACAUGUCUUCCCAGACAGAGAAGUCAAAAUAUUUGUAGGAACAUGGAAUAUGAAUGGACAGCCGCCACCCAAGGAAUUAGCAGAUUUUAUCUUCCCAAAUCAAGUGACGCAUGUGCCAGAUAUAUUUGCAAUUGGAACGCAGGAAUCUUUUUCUGAGCGCACCGAAUGGGAGAUAACAAUUCAGGAAGUAUUGGGACCAUCUCAUCUGUUACUGCAUUCUUAUUAUUUAGGAACAAUCCACUUAAUGAUAUUUAUAAGAAGAGAUCUCAUUUGGUUUUGUUCUCUUCCUGAAGACGCGAGUUUGUCAGUGAGACCUGGUACCGCCUUUAGAACUAAGGGAGCCGUUGCUAUAUCCUUCGCACUAUUUGGUUCCACAUUUCUAUUUGUAACGGCCCAUUUGACAGCACAUCAGGAGAAGGUUAAAGAACGAGUGUCGGAUAUCAAAAGGAUUAUUAGGUCCAUUGAUUUGCCAAAGAAUUUGCCAUGUCGGCAUAAAAGUAAAGACGUGACCAAUAAUUUCGACUAUGUAUUUUGGUGUGGAGACCUAAACUUCAGAUUGGGGGAACCCAGAGCUGCGCUGCUGAGAUGGAUCGAACAAACAGAAUUCCCGUUGCCACAUCACCUGCCGCAUGGUUUACUUCAUGCGGAUCAGUUGACUGCGGUCCUGGAAGACGGGGCGGCCUUCCGAGAUUUUAGGGAGGCGCCCAUCACUUUCCCCCCUACUUAUAAGUACGAUCCUGGCAGUCAACAGUUCGACACGUCGAGCAAGCAAAGGGCGCCGGCCUACACGGAUAGGAUACUGUACAAAGCGAGAUCAAUGACGACCAAUUCUUCAUCUGCGUUUUCUGUGGUUGCAGGUCUGCGUCGGAUCAGCUCUGUGCCAGUGACGUCAGGCGUCAAGUGCUUGGCGUACAAUAGCGUGCAAUCUGUGUGUACCAGCGAUCAUAAGCCGGUGUGGGGACUAUUCUCCACUAUGCUGCGGCCGGGAACUGAUGUGGUCCCCUUAGCGGCUGGUUUAUUCAACCGCGAAGUUUAUCUCGAAGGUAUCAAGCGUAGAAGAGCUCUGCUCGACCACGCCCCAGGCACGUCCGCGGUAUGUAACGUUCAAUAACAUUGAACCAACCUCCCCAGUCAUCAAUACGUUCAUCACCACUAAAAUAACCAAUCAAAUUAUUUUGUAUCACAUUCUAAAUAUGAAAUACUUACGUAAAAUCAGCCAGUUCCUUUUCGAUUGCCUUUUUUAUAAAGUCGUCGCAGUAAAAAAGUAUUACAGUAACCAAAGAGGUUUAUAUUUUGUUGUUGUUAUAUUUUAUUGUUUUACGAUUUUCAAAAUGUUUAAUUUUUAUUAUUGUUUAUUUUAUUUAUUACGUCCUAAGUUAGAUUAAGUGGACAGGAGUGCAAUGUUACAAAAGACGAUUUACAUUUUAAUUGUUAGAUUUUAAAUUAUGAUUAAUUUAGUUAUUUUUUGUGAUGUGCUCAUUUUUGAAAACAUAAAAGACAAAUCUAGUCAGUAUAAUGAACUUCAACAGUAUUCCUUACAAUAAUGUGUUAUGUGAAAGACAACAGUUAUAUAAUUUAGUUUUAAACUGUAUUAAUAUUUCCACUUAGUAUUAAAUUGUUUAGCGUAUUAUAUUCUAAUAAUUCUUCGUAUAAUUAUUGUGCUUUAUACAAAUUAAUAUACUUUGGGCUAAUAGCUUAGCAAUAAAUUAAAAACAACAUUAUUUCGAUGUAGUAGGGGGUAUAUUUCAGAAAUCCUGUUUAGAAAGAUGAGCUUUUAUGAUUAUCGUAAUCGUAGGUAUGUAUCGUGGAGUUUCUAAAACAGUACUUAAUUAAAAUAUUUCCUGCCUUAUGUCACUGUGUUAUACCGUCGGAGGGAAUGUUAAGAACAUUUCUAUGUUGAUAAAACUAUGUUAAUUAGGUGCUGUGAUUACUAAUCGUCUAGUCUGAUGUCCAUUCCAGUUACCGUUGUAGUCUCGACGUAUUAAGAUUCUAUAUUUAAUUCAAGAUCGAUGUGAAACGUUGGUAAAGAAAGCAAAGAGAUGCAUACAUCUAGUUUUGUGACCAAAAGCCUUAGUACGAGUUUGAUUUACGUUUAAAGUAUUCGAAACGAGAGCGCGUUCGGCACUCUGAUUGGCCGGCACCAAUGAACCAACCAAUCAGAACGCCGGAUGCAUACUCGUUACGAUCACUUUAAAUGUAAAACAAACUCGUACUAAGGCCUCUGAUGUAUGCACCUUGUCAGUAACUUCUAAAAAACCACUAUUCUGUGUGCCGAAUAGUGGUAUUUAUGCGGGCUUAUCCUUUUGCUGUAACUCAGAACUGUCACUACAGUGACAGAGAUCUGUGGAAUGGGUAAAACGUAGGUUGGCUUAACACGUUAAACGCCAUGGAGGACCCUUAACGGAUCACGUUAGUAGACAAUUUGCCCAUAACAAUUUUCUGUCGGCAACACAUUGAUCUUUGUCUAAGUAUAGAACAUUCGUAUAUCUAUGUUAUGUAGUUUAUUGAUAUGCAGUGAUUGCAGAUCUCAAUUCUCGGUACUUACGUGAAGGUUGAAAUUCAACUUGACGGAGUUUUCGCACAAAUGAGGCGCUAUGUUACGUCCAACAUUUCGUCCUUCUUUUUGUAAGAUAAUUGAAGCUUGGAUUCAUUUACGAAAACAUACGUAUUUCACAUUAUUUCAAAACUUUGAUAAUGGUUAUUACCAUGUUCGAUUGACUUUUGAUUUAAAAUUAUGUCUUGUGAUUAUACAUAUAAGGUUUGUUGUUGUAAUUAGGACUAUUUGAGUCAUAGGUCUCUUUGGGUGCCAGUCUAUGAUACUGCCAAACCUAGUGUGGGAUAUUUCGUAUUAUUACAAAAAUCUUACCGACCAAUAAUAUUCGUGUUUUUAAUGAAAAUUAACAUAAAAUGUCCCGGUCCUAGAUCGGUGUGACGAACAAAAAAAUACUUAGUACGUUGUAGCUGAUUUGACGUUAUUAAUGUGGGAUUUUAAUAAUAAAUUAAAAAACCAAAGUUGAGUGUUUUAAAUAAUAUUUUUUCAUAACUUUUCGACAGUUAGUCUGAUAGUAUGAUGACUGUAGUAGGCCUAGACGUAGAGUUUGUAAUGUCAAUUGUCUGAAUGUCUUCGUAAAUUGACAUCUAAGUUAUGAUUAGGCGCCAAAAUUUACUUGGCACUUUCGAUCGUCGAUAUUCGUCAAAAACCGACUCUAUUAACAGCACUCGAAGUCCAUUUUAAACACUUACUGACAUGCACGUCAGUGCUAUUGAAUGAGAUUUAUUAUUAGACCAGAUUCAUAAAUUCAUUCUAAGUAAAUCAGUCUGUCUUCCAUAACUUGUACGUACGUAAAAUAUUGAUAAUUUUAUUCAGGAUCAAUUACCUGAAACCUUAUCGUCAAUAUACUUUACAAUUUAGGGAAUUGUAACUCCUUUUUGUACUGUCACAAACGUAAUAUAAUAACAUUGUGUAAAAUAUUUUAAUUAACUUCUAUGAAGGAUUACAAUCCGCAAUGGUAAUAUAUGUAUUCUGUUUGUGACUGUACACUUCGUAUAUUAUGUACUUAUCAUUCGAAUGUAACCUUUUUUAAUCACAUCAUUAUUAAAAAUUUAUUUAUUUAAAAUUAGAACCUGCUUUUGCAUUAUAUAACACUUAUUUUAGCUUCUAUGCUGUAGAGAAUUAAAUUUAAAAUCGCACAAACGUUCAAAAUUCAUAUUUUACUUCAGUUUCUUCACUGUUUUAUUUAAUAAUAAUAACGCAAUGUAGUUUAUAGUUCGAGGCUGGUUAAUACUUGAUGUUCGAUAAAUAAAAGUACAAUGUUUUAUAAGGAUUUUAUAUCUACAUACAAAUAAAUGUUUUUCGUACACUUUUGGUCUACUUAUAUCAGUGUGGGUACGCGAUAUUGUGGUAAAAUCUCAUAUCUAUAAAGGAGUUUGUAUACGAGCGUGCCUACUAAAUAACUCGAUAUAUCAAGGGUGUAUGGGAAAUAAUACAAAGAUGGUAUAUUGCUAACAAUUUUAUUUUGUACAAGGACUUUUUUCUGUAAUAGUACAUAGCUGAACAAUAUAGUUAUAAUGUUGGUUUUUACUUUGGAUAGGUCCUGAGAGGGGAGAUGACUGCGACAGAAUAUUUACAAGAAAGAAUUCUCAAAAGUACUGUAAUAUGCAACAUAUUAAAUAUAAGGUGAACAGACUGGCAGUUUACGCCAUUUAUACAGAUAACAAAUAUAUUUUUUUAUUUCAUAAAGUCUCGCUUAUGAUUGCUGAAUGGUUUAACAAAGUUAAGUACGAUAUGUGCCUAUUCGCUAAAGCAAUAGUAGAUUUUUGUCGCAGUUAUCUAGUCUUUAGUAUUAAAUGCAUUAAUUAUGAUUUUCAUUCAAUGAAGUAAUCGUAUUGUCAUUAUGUGAAAUAUAUUGCUAGUCCAUAUUUUAUAGAUAUACUUACUUAAGUUAUAACUUACUUAAGACAAACAAAUGUUAUGCUAAAAAUAUAGUUAACUUUCCUCGCUAAUUUUUGUUUAAUUUACACCAACAUACACAUUAACAAAAGAAGUCGGAGUAUCAAUUAAUGGACUUUAUAAGCAUAAUGUCUUUAAUUAAUGUUAUUUGACUCCCUACAACAACUUCUAGACUAGUCAAUAUUUGUUUUUUUCUUACUAUGCAUCGCAUAGUAAAGCAACAAGCCAAACAGACCUUAUCUACUCUAUUCAAAUAAAUAAAUAAAAAAAACGAACACAGGGUACCACAACAAUUCACAGAUUAAAAAAAACUCAAAAAAAGUGCCUAACUGAUAGUCAUCACUAGUGACAACAUUGAGCGUUCCAAUUUCGAAAUUUUUUGAAAUUUUGAAAAUUUUGAAAAAAAUCGGAACCAUGGAGUAUGAAACUCCCCCUUUAUCAUACUCAAACUAACUGGCACUGAAUAUUAUAUGCUCACACCAUUAACUCUUCUCUGCAUCACCCAAAGAUCAGACUGGGAGAAAAUGCCUGCGGCAUUAAGUCCACCU